AAGACUGAUUUUACAUUGACACUUGACAUGUGCAGGUUAGGAGGUAAAACGUGAACUUUUUUGGAUUAUAUAUCAGAGUUAAAGGGAUCGUAGGGUCGUGACUUCGUACUUUUUUUGUCCGAUUUAAGUCCUAUACGUCUCUGGAAUGCUGUCAUCGCAGAGAUAUAUCUUAACUCGACGGAAUAUGAUCAAAAUUUAAUGAUUAGUUCUAUAUCAAGUGGCUAAAUGUAGCUAGCAAAACAGCUCCAGGACACAACAAAUGACAUGAAAGGAUUGUUGUACUGUCUGGAUUUAACUGACUGGAGUUCAGAACAAGUACAUCAUCACAUCAGGAAAAACUAAACCAAGGUUGGUUUGAGAUGUCUUCUCAGAGUUUUCAGGCCAAAAUGGAUAACAUAACACCAGUUCAACAGAUGGUGGCUUCUUGUUCUGGUGCUUUGCUUACAUCACUGUUUGUCACUCCUUUGGAUGUCAUAAAGAUCAGACUCCAGGCACAGACCAGCCCUUUAUCUAAAGGGAAAUGCUUUGUGUAUUGCAAUGGCCUGAUGGAUCAUUUAUGUGUGUGUGAAAAUGGGAAUGGGAAAGCAUGGUACAAACCUCGUGGUCAUUUCAACGGCACACUGCAGGAUGCCUUCAUCAAGAUUGUGCGCAUGGAAGGGAUGAAGUCACUGUGGAGCGGCCUUCCUCCAACACUAGUUAUGGCAGUUCCAGCUACAGUGAUCUACUUCACCUCUUAUGAUCAGCUCUGUGCUGUUCUCAGGCUCCGGAUGGAGGAAAAAGCAGACUUGGCUCCAUUAUUAGCUGGAGCAACAGCCAGAGUGGGCGCUGCUACGGUAAUCAGUCCGUUAGAGCUGAUCCGCACUAAGCUGCAGUCAGAGAGACAGUCGUACAGAGAGCUGAGUACGGUGAUCCGCUCGGCCGUACAUGCCGAAGGCUGGCUCGCUCUCUGGAGGGGUCUCGGGCCCACGCUACUCAGGGACGUCCCAUUUUCAGCCAUGUACUGGUACAACUAUGAGAGAGGUAAAGCCUGGCUGUGUCACUACAACAACGUGGCCGAGCCGACCUUCAGCAUCACCUUCAUCUCAGGAGCGGUGUCUGGUUCUUUUGCAUCAAUCGCAACACUGCCGUUUGACGUGGUGAAGACCAGAAGGCAGGUGGAACUGGGUGAACUGCAGGCGAGGAAAUUGUUGCCUCAAGCCUCGUCUUCAACCUACAAUGUGAUGAAAAGGAUCGUGGCAGAAAGCGGCAUUCAAGGACUCUUUGCAGGUUUCAUGCCUCGGCUGAUAAAAGUGGCUCCCGCCUGCGCUAUUAUGAUAAGCACUUAUGAGUUUGGCAAGGCCUUCUUCCGCAAACAAAACCAGGAGAAAGAACUGCUUCUUACAAUGCACACCACCAACACCUAAUCACCCCAUCUGUCUCAGACACACACACUUUAUAAUAUAACCAUACACAGUUACAUGUUUGCUUUAUCUGGGAUCUAAAAGAAUCAUGCAAACGUUCAUCUAGAAAAGCCAAGCAGUGUAGAUCAAUACAUAAUUUCUGUUUAUGAAGAAAUUUUUCCACUGUAAAAAUCCUCAAACUUUAUGGUUUGGAAACAAUAUCUCAUUCAACUUCCACUGAUAAGUCUGCACGAAAUACACAGCAAUAUAAACACACUGAAUAAUGCUAAACAUCCUGUAUCGUGGAAGGUUAGAAAGUUAUAUUGUAUUAGCUGUAUUGCUAAUCAGUUGGUUGUGUAAAUGCUUUUAUAGUAUUCUUGUUGCAUAAAUAAUGUUUUUAUUUAGUCUAUUUUAAGAGAAGUGAGAGAACGUAUAUCUCUGAAGCUUAUUUUCAUGUCAUGUUUAACACGUGAGUAGAUCUUAUUUGAUUAAGGAAAUGAUUAAAUAUUUUGAAUGAUACAA
Messenger RNA from Tachysurus vachellii, 1901 nucleotides. RefSeq names its product solute carrier family 25 member 40 (gene slc25a40). The coding region runs from base 360 to 1403 and encodes 347 amino acids. Lineage: Eukaryota; Metazoa; Chordata; Actinopteri; Siluriformes; Bagridae. Gene Ontology annotation, biological process: mitochondrial transmembrane transport. The transcript is spliced from 11 exons. The record is from RefSeq and is a predicted model, not a curated record.